UACUAAUUAUAUUUGUUAUCAUAUUGCCUUCCCCACUACUCCCUCGUUCUCCUGUCCAAUGGCUGAAAUGAGUGUUACCAAUACCACCGCUUCACUUCAAUCCUUUCCUAAAUCACCUCUCUGCUCUCUCUCAACCACAAAAUUUAACUCUCCUUACCAUCCUUCAGCUAUUGUAUCUCCCAUUCCCAGGUUUUGCUUAAUAUCUAAAUACAAUUCGUUUUGUUUCUCUGCUGCUGUUGUGAAGGCUGCUUCUUCUUCACACGCAAAUACAAAGGACCCAAUGCUUCCUCCUUACAAUGUCUUAAUUACAGGUGGUUCCAAAGGAAUAGGCUAUGCAUUAGCUAAAGAAUUUCUCAAGGCAGGUGAUAAUGUCCUCAUUUGCUCCAGAUCAGAUGAAAGAAUUGUAUCUGCUCUCGACAGGUUAAGAGUUGAAACAGGGAAGCAGCAUGUGUGGGGCACCAAGUGUGAUGUUAGAGAGGGAGAUGACGUGAAGAACUUAGUUUCCUUUGCGAAGGAAAAGCUUAAAUACAUCGACAUAUGGAUCAAUAAUGCAGGAUCGAAUGCGUAUAGCUUCAAACCCCUGGCAGAAGCUUCUGAUGAAGAUUUAAUUCAAGUUGUCACUACAAAUACUCUUGGUUUGAUGAUAUGUUGUCGUGAGGCUAUAAACUUGAUGCAGAAUCAGCCUCGAGGAGGUCAUAUUUUUAAUAUUGAUGGGGCUGGCUCAGAUGGAAGACCAACCCCCAGGUUUGCAGCAUACGGAGCAACUAAGCGCAGUGUGGUGCACUUAACAAAAUCAUUGCAGGCAGAAUUGGAAAUGCAAGAUGUUAAAAAUGUUUUAGUGCAUAAUCUGUCGCCUGGAAUGGUCACAACUGAUCUUUUAAUGUCCGGUGCCAACACGAAGCAGGCCAAGUUCUUCAUUAACGUUUUGGCAGAGCCAGCAGAUGUGGUUGCAGAGUAUUUAGUCCCAAAUAUAAGAUCAAUACCGACCAAUGGAUCAACGAAGGCUACUUACAUACGUUUCCUCACAGGAUUAAAAGCCUAUUCCCAAAUAUUUUCAAGGAUUGCGUUUGGUGCUAGACGGAAUCGGUAUGUUCUUGAAGAUUGAUGCAAUGGGUCCAAAUGGAUGGAUAGGGUCUACAUUUAUUUCUCAUUUUGCUGAUCACAACUUGUGUAUAUCAAUGGAAACCUUGCCAUUUUUCUUCUUAUUGACCUGGAUAGAUAAAUAAACAAAGGGAAUUUUCUUUUCACCAAAUGUCCAGUUAGAAGCUCUAAAUUCAAUUUAGUACCGAAAUUAGUGAGUCUUAUGAUGUAUUUUAAUACAAUCUUGCUUUUCCAUCA
Messenger RNA from Solanum tuberosum (potato), 1338 nucleotides. Its product is annotated as chlorophyll(ide) b reductase NOL, chloroplastic. The transcript is spliced from 13 exons. Lineage: Eukaryota; Viridiplantae; Streptophyta; Magnoliopsida; Solanales; Solanaceae. Gene Ontology annotation, molecular function: chlorophyll(ide) b reductase activity. The coding region runs from base 59 to 1105 and encodes 348 amino acids. Gene Ontology annotation, biological process: chlorophyll catabolic process; PSII associated light-harvesting complex II catabolic process. The record is from RefSeq and is a predicted model, not a curated record.